Bacidia gigantensis is the source of this 930-nucleotide messenger RNA. RefSeq lists its product as uncharacterized. The transcript is spliced from 2 exons. Lineage: Eukaryota; Fungi; Ascomycota; Lecanoromycetes; Lecanorales; Ramalinaceae. The record is from RefSeq and is a predicted model, not a curated record. Gene Ontology annotation, molecular function: palmitoyl-(protein) hydrolase activity. Gene Ontology annotation, cellular component: membrane. The coding region runs from base 1 to 930 and encodes 309 amino acids.
AUGACGACCCUCCUGGCCUACGCCCGCUACCCUCUCUACAUCUUCACCUCCCUCUUCACCCUCUGCUCCGGCGCCCUCUACUGGAAGCAAAACGAGAUCAUCUACCCGCGCUUCAUGCCCCCCGGCUGCCGCGAGCCCGCUGGCGUGCCCACCCCAGACCAGUUCGGUAUCUCGGACUGGAGCUCGCCGACACUCAUCACGCCUGAUGGGGAGAGGUUGCAUACAUUCCUUGUGCAGCCGCCACGCACGCAUCCUAAUUAUGGGAAUGGGAGGGGGAGGGUGCAAGAGGAGGGGGAAAAGGACGGUGGCGCGGAAGGGAGGGGGGGAAGGGGCGGGCUCGUCGUCAUAAUGUUCCACGGCAACGCAGGCAAUAUAGGCCACCGCCUACCCAUCGCAAAGAUCAUCGCAGAACAAGCUGGCGUCAGGGUGUUUCUGGUGGAGUAUAGAGGGUAUGGACUCAGUACUGGUCAGCCGGACGAGGAGGGGCUUGUGAGAGAUGCGCAGACCGCGCUGGAUUGGGUACGGCAGAGCGAGGAGUGUAGGGGGGAUGGGGUUGUCGUUUAUGGGCAGAGUAUUGGGGGCGCGGUGGCGGUGAGGGUUGUGGUGACGAAUCAACCGAAUAGAUUUGGUGGGAGGGGGAAUGGAGGGGGAGGAGAUAGUGAGAGUGAGGAGGAGGGCGAGGGGGGCGAGAUUAGGGGAUUGAUGCUUGAGAAUACGUUGACGAGUAUGCGGAAGUUGAUACCGAGGGAAAAGAGGGUAGAUGGUAGGGCAGAGGAGAAGACAGCGCUGACGAGAUCCAGUGCUCUCCCACCCGCGAAGUACCUAGCCCCGCUGUGCCAUCAGACGUGGAAGAGCGAGGAGUAUAUACCCAAGAUCAGGAAUGUGCCGAUACUGUUUCUGUCGGGGUUGAAGGAUGAGAUCAUCCCGUAA